Molecule: messenger RNA, 474 nt
Organism: Aspergillus niger
Lineage: Eukaryota; Fungi; Ascomycota; Eurotiomycetes; Eurotiales; Aspergillaceae
Exons: 1
Biological process (GO): translational elongation
Cellular component (GO): nucleus; cytoplasm
Molecular function (GO): translation elongation factor activity
Source: RefSeq, a predicted model, not a curated record
GAGGCUCUUGGCCGCUCCGAGUUCGUCCUUGACGAGUGGAAGCGCCAGUACUCCAACGAGGACACCCGCCCCGUUGCUCUGCCCUGGUUCUGGCAGAACUACAAGCCCGAGGAGUACUCCCUCUGGUCUGUUAACUACAAGUACAACAACGAGCUGAAGCUUACCUUCAUGGCCAACAACCUGAUCGGUGGUUUCCACGCCCGUCUUGAGGCUUCCCGCAAGUACCUCUUCGGUGCCCAGGCCGUCUACGGUGCCAACUACGACUGUGUCAUCCAGGGUGUCUUCCUGGUCCGCGGCCAGGACUCCCAGCCCGCUUUCGAGGUCGGCCCCGACUGGGAGAGCUACGAGUUCCGCAAGCUCGACCACACCAACCCCGAGGACCGCAAGCUCAUCGAGGACCAGUGGGCUUGGGAUGUCCCCGUCGUCAUUGACGGCAAGGAGUACCCCUUCGCUGACGGCCACGUCUUCAAAUAA